Pipistrellus kuhlii (Kuhl's pipistrelle) is the source of this 1354-nucleotide messenger RNA. It is a transcript of the gene NIT1, whose product is annotated as nitrilase 1. The coding region runs from base 222 to 1097 and encodes 291 amino acids. The transcript is spliced from 7 exons. Gene Ontology annotation, molecular function: hydrolase activity, acting on carbon-nitrogen (but not peptide) bonds, in linear amides. NCBI's taxonomy places the organism in Eukaryota, Metazoa, Chordata, Mammalia, Chiroptera, Vespertilionidae. The record is from RefSeq and is a predicted model, not a curated record.
CCAUGUAGGACCUGCUCCCCGGCCGCCGGCCGCGGCGACUUCCACCUGCGGCGCUGCCCUUGCUCCAGAGCCGCCGCCCUGGGGAGGCGGGAGGGCGGCUGAGUGGAGAGGGUGCGGGGCUCGGCAUCGUGGUCAGGCCUCACCACCUCCUGUCCCUGCUGUUCCCUGGUCUGCGGGUACCGCGACUCUCAGUACUUUGUGCUCAGCCCAGGCCCAGGGCCAUGGCUGUCUCCUCUUCCUCCUGGGAACUGCCCCUGGUGGCUGUGUGCCAGGUCACAUCAACGCCAGACAAGCAGCAGAACUUUAAAGCUUGUGCUGACCUGGUUCGAGAGGCUGCCAGACUGGGUGCUUGCCUGGCUUUCCUACCUGAGGCUUUUGACUUCAUUGCCCGGGACCCUGCAGAGACGCUGCGCCUGUCUGAGCCACUGGGCGGGGACCUUUUGGGAGAAUAUGCCCAGCUUGCCAGGGAAUGUGGACUCUGGCUGUCCUUGGGUGGUUUCCACGAACGUGGCCAAAACUGGGAGCAGACUCAGAAAAUCUACAAUUGUCAUGUGCUUCUGAACAGCAAGGGGUCCGUAGUGACCACUUACAGGAAGACGCAUCUGUGUGACGUGGAGAUUCCAGGGCAGGGGCCUAUGCAUGAAAGUAACUCUACCAUGCCUGGGCCCAGUCUGGAGUCACCUGUCAGCACACCAGCAGGCCAGCUCGGUCUGGCUAUCUGCUACGACAUGCGGUUCCCUGAACUCUCUCUGGCACUGGCUCAGGCUGGAGCAGAGAUACUUACAUAUCCUUCGGCUUUUGGAAGCGUAACAGGCCCAGCCCACUGGGAGGUGCUGCUGCGGGCCCGCGCCAUUGAGACCCAGUGCUAUGUAGUAGCUGCAGCCCAGUGUGGACGCCACCACGAGCAGAGAGCGAGUUAUGGCCACAGCAUGGUGGUGGACCCCUGGGGAACAGUGGUGGCCCGCUGCUCGGAGGGACCAGGCCUCUGCCUUGCCCGGAUUGACCUCAGUUACCUGCGACAGCUGCGCCAACAUCUGCCUGUGUUCCAGCACCGCAGGCCUGACCUCUAUGGCCACCUCGGUCACCCACUGUCUUAGGACUUCCGACUUCUGAGUUGAGACCCACUGUGAGCUGGUGUUGCUGUUACUUUGAGGCAGGACCAGGUGCACCUCCCCCUCCCUUGGGGAACCUUGACUGUUGAAAGAAUAUAUGCUUAGCUUCUUGGGAAAGAAGAAACUCACCUGAGCUCAGAUUUCAGUUUCAAAAAUGUGGAAUUUCAUAUACUGUUUAUUUCAUGAAAACUAAAGUUAUGCUGAGGGCUGAGCAGCACUGGCAUUGAGAAAAAUAUCAUAAA